Messenger RNA from Populus trichocarpa (black cottonwood), 870 nucleotides. RefSeq lists its product as uncharacterized. Lineage: Eukaryota; Viridiplantae; Streptophyta; Magnoliopsida; Malpighiales; Salicaceae. The transcript is spliced from 4 exons. The record is from RefSeq and is a predicted model, not a curated record. The coding region runs from base 43 to 570 and encodes 175 amino acids.
CUAAGCGUUGUUUCUGUUUUGUUAGGAGCGGAGCGAAUAGAGAUGGAGAAGAGAGUGUUAUUAGGGGUGCUAAAGAAGAACAAUCCCAUCAAGAAAAACAAGAAAAGGUUCCUCAAGAAAGUUGUGGGCUAUCUGGACUCUGAUUCUUGCAUGUUUGCGCCUCUAAUCUCUACCCCUCAUACUGAUUUUCUUGCAUCAAAAUCCAGCUCUUCUUCUACUGCAGGACAUUCUAGGUUAAUUAAAAAGAUUACUGUGGAAGUGUCAACCAGGAAAUUACCAAGGAAGGAUAAUCAACCAACUGUUGAGACAUCAAAUGUAACAGUACAAGACCAAUUCUCUGAGCUUCCUAAAAAAGGCAUUUCUGGCCAGCAGAAAUUUGUGCACAAGGAAUCUGUGAAGCACAUAGCCGUUAAUAUUUGCCAUGCUAUUGAAGACAGACGGAAGUUUUUAUUGGGAAUCACUUGGAAAAAGUUGGAAACUGCAAAGAUUAUCAGUGGCGGUGACAGUUUACGAAGAUUAGACUGCAUAAAGUGCUUCCCCCCUGUACGGGGGCCACCUGAAUCAGUAUGAGAAACUUGAAAUGCCAUCUGAGUUGAUUAUACCUAGUAUGGGCAGGAUUGCAUAAUUGUGUGCAUAAUUGUGUGCUGGCAUCUGACUCGAUGAGAAACAAACAACAUUGUUUUUAUCCGACAUCAAUUAUAGAAAUCUCAACACUGUUUGUAUUUUUCCUAGUUUGUGUUGUCUAUAUCAUGAAUGAACUAUAUGACAUUUCAUGAUUAUAACUGCAGGUUGUCGUGUUAGGCAAUGUACGAUUGAAAUUAAAUGUUUGACUUGUCAGUUUCAGAAAGUAAAUUAUCUCAACUUUCUUCC